Molecule: messenger RNA, 975 nt
Organism: Panicum virgatum (switchgrass)
Lineage: Eukaryota; Viridiplantae; Streptophyta; Magnoliopsida; Poales; Poaceae
Product: 3-oxoacyl-[acyl-carrier-protein] synthase I, chloroplastic-like
Exons: 5
Coding region: 192-716 (174 amino acids)
Biological process (GO): fatty acid biosynthetic process
Molecular function (GO): 3-oxoacyl-[acyl-carrier-protein] synthase activity
Source: RefSeq, a predicted model, not a curated record
AGCCCGAUGUGUUCGAAUGACGGCCAUUACAUUUAAUUAGAGUUUUAAUUUGGCGGUUCCGUCACACCCUCGGCGGGUUCGCGGCGCUGGGGGCGCUUUCGCAUAGGAACGCCGACCCCGGGACGGCGUCCCGGCCAUGGGACGGAGACCGCGACGGUUUCGUCAUCGGCGAGGGCGCCGGAGUGCUGGUGAUGGAGAGCCUUGAUCAUGCCAUGAGGCGUGGCGCCCCGGUCCUCGCCGAGUACCUGGGCGGCGCGGCGACCUGCGACGCGCACCAUGUGGCCAGCCCGAGGCCAGACGGCCGUGGCGCCUCGCUCUGCAUCAAGCGGAGUCUCCAAGACGCCGGCGUCGCACCGGAGGAGGUGAACUACGUAAACGCUAAUGCAACCUCCUCACCUUCUGGGGACCUGGCAGAACUGAAGGCUCUGAAGCAAGUCUUCAAGGACACGUCCCAGUUCAAGAUGAAUGCAACCAAGUCCAUGAUAGGGCACUGCCUUGGUGCCGCCGGCGGUUUGGAGGCCAUCGCCACCAUCAAAGCCAUUACCACCGGCUGGGUGCAUCCAACUAUAAACCAAUUCAAUCCUGAUCCGGCGGUGGAGCAGUUCGACACGGUGCGUGCUGUGAAACAGCGGCACCAAGUACACGUCGGUAUCUCCAAUUCGUUUGGAUUUGGUGGUCAGAAUUCGGUGGUGGUGUUCGCACCGUUCAGGCGCUGACCAGGGUCAGAAGAUGGAACACCUCCUCCCUUGCUUCUUCUUGCAAGUUGCAUCUGAAAGGCAUAUGCCUAAUCUUGGCAAUGCAUACAGAAAUGCUCUUUGUGUGAGAUGCGUUACGCAAAACAACAGUUUUUUUUACUGCAGAAUGGAGUAACAUUUAGAAUGUGGACUAUACAAAUUUUCUGAGUAAUAAGACAAAUCAUCUGAGAUAUCUGGUCAACAUGGAUUUUUCACAUGCAUGUGGUCGCAUGGUCUAUCA